This is a messenger RNA of Plasmodium relictum, 3006 nucleotides long. RefSeq names its product serine repeat antigen, putative. The record is from RefSeq and is a predicted model, not a curated record. Lineage: Eukaryota; Apicomplexa; Aconoidasida; Haemosporida; Plasmodiidae. Bases 1 to 3006 code for a protein of 1001 amino acids. Gene Ontology annotation, cellular component: lysosome. The transcript is spliced from 4 exons. Gene Ontology annotation, molecular function: cysteine-type endopeptidase activity.
AUGGUGUCUCCAUUUUUUUUCUUUUUGACAUUAUAUAUUAUAUUAAGUAAUAAUAUAAGAGAAUGUACAACUAAUAGCGAUCCUCAGGGAAGCCUUUCAACUGAGGUGGGUGGUGUACAAGCCCAGAGUACUGAUUUACAGGGUACAGCUGCAUCUACAGAUGCAAAUGUAGUUUCGGGCGCAGAUGGAAGUCAACAUGGAUCUCCAGUCUCACCUCAAGUUACGGGUGUAACUGGACAAGGUGAUGCAACUGCAGCUGCAACUGUAACUGGAAGUGGGGGUGGAGGUGGAAACCAGGUUCAAGCUCAACCUCAAGCUCAAGCUCCAACUCAAAGUGAUCAAGCAGGUACUACUCAAACAAAUUCCCCCAAUACACAUCAAUCUGGUAGUGGUUCUUCAGAAACCAAUGGAAGCACAUCUGUAGUCACAGCUGAAAGUGGAGGUUCAGGUACAACCUCAACUAUAGGCGUAGAUGGAAGUAACCAAGGAGGAAAUAGUAGUGCUCCUGUAGCUAAACCUUCACCAAAAUCCAUUCCUAAACUCUCUUUCCCGGUCAAAUCUUCCUUAUUGAAAAAAAAUUUAGGAAUUAAAGUUACUGGUCAAUGUGGUGUAUUUUUUCGAGUGGUUUUUUCUCCUCAUUUGACACUUGCUUUUGAAACGGAUGAUGGGAAGAUAGAAUUAGUACAAGAACUUAAGCCAUUGUAUAAAUUAGAAAUAAAAUUUGCUGAUAAAUGCGAAAAAACAAAAAAUUUUAAAUUUCUUGCAAUCAUUAAAGAAAGCAUAUUAACUCUUAGAUGGGAAGUACCAGAAAAUGAAAGUGGUACAAAAAAAGAAACAAAGAAAUUUAAGUUACCAAAAUUCGAUAUACCAAUAACUUCAAUACUAGUACAUUCAGGAGACGAACAAUUAAGUGCUAUUGAAAGUAAAAGUUAUACAGUAAAGGAUGUUUUACCUGAAAAAUGUAGUAAAAUAGCAAGUGAAUGUUUUUUAAGUGGAAGUAUAGAUGUGCAAAAAUGUUAUCAUUGUUCUUUGUUAGUUAAUAAAACUGCUGAAGGUGAUGAAUGCUUAAAUUUUGUUAAUUCUGAAGAUAAAUCCAGAAUUGAAAGUUCUAUCGUAGCUGCAGCAAGUGAUGAAGAAUCUAGUGAAAAUAAACUUGGAGAAUCCAUAGAUAAUAUAUUAAGAAGAAUUUAUAAGACAGAUGAAAUAAAUAUGAAAAGGGAAUUACUAACAUUGGAUAAUUUAGACGAUGAAUUAAAAGAAGAAAUAAAGAAUUACUGUAAUUUAUUAAAAGAAGUUGAUGUUAGUGGAACAUUGGAUAAUCAUGAACUAGGUAAUGAAACAGAAGUAUUUAAUAAUUUGACAAGAUUACUAAAGAUGCAUGCUGAAGAAAAAAACAUUUCAUUAUCAAAUAAGCUAAGAAAUGCAGCGAUAUGUAUUAAAAAUGUAGAUGAGUGGAUUAUAAAUAAAAGAGGUUUAGUGUUACCAGAAGAAACAAAUGACUAUUUUGAGAAAGUCAAAGACAUGCCUGAUGCUCCGAAAGAAGAGGAGGAAUAUGAGGAUGAAAUAAAAAUUACUGAGGAUAUGUUUGAAAAAGAUGAGGAUGGCAUUGUUGAUUUGACUAAAAGUGAUAAAGAUAUGAAAUUGUUAUCCCCAUAUUUUAUAAAUAAUAAAUACUGUAAUGAUGAUUAUUGUGAUAGAUGGAAAGAUAAAACUAGUUGUGUAUCAAAAAUUGAAGUAGAAGAACAAGGUUAUUGUGGAGUUUGUUGGGUUUUCGCAUCUAAGUUACAUUUAGAAACAAUUAGAUGUAUGAGGGGAUAUGGUCAUUUUAGAAGUUCUCCUUUAUAUGUAGCUAAUUGCUCUAAGAGAAAACCUGAGUAUAGAUGUUCUGUAGGUUCAAAUCCAAUAGAAUUUCUUCAAAUUAUUGAAGAAAGAGGAUUUUUACCUCUUGAAUCAGAUCAUCCAUAUUCAUACACACAAGUAGAUAAAAAGUGCCCUACACCAAAACGAAAUUGGGUCAAUUUAUGGGGAGAUACUGAAUUGUUACAAUAUAUUAACUACUCAAAACGUAAAUAUUCUAAAGGAUAUAUUACUUAUGAAAGUGCUGCAUAUAGAGAUAAUAUGGAUUUAUUUAUAAAAAUUGUAAAAAGGGAAAUUCAAAAUAAAGGUUCUGUUAUUGUUUAUAUAAAAACAAAAGAUGUAUUUAGUUAUGAUUUUAAUGGAGGAGGAGUUCACAAUUUAUGUGGUGAUGCUAUUCCCGAUCAUGCUGCCAAUAUAAUAGGUUAUGGUAAAUAUAUUAAUAAAAAGGGAGAAAAAAGAUCUUAUUGGUUAAUAAGAAAUAGUUGGGGUUACUAUUGGGGAGAUGAAGGAAAUUUUAAACUUGAUAUGUAUGGACCAAGUAAUUGUGAUUAUCAUUUUAUUCACACUGUUCUUGUUUUCAAAGUUAAUUUAGGUAUGGUUGAAUUACCUAGUCAACAUGAAAGUUAUAAUCCUUUUAACUUCUUUCUAAAAAAUAGUCCUCAAUAUUAUCAUGAACUUUAUUAUAAGAAUUAUAAUCCAGAAGAAUCUAAAGAACUUCCUAAAAACUAUGAGAAUAUUGAUGUUCCUGAUCAAGUUCAAGAUAAUAAUUUCAAGGAUAAUACAGAAAAUGAUAAUGAUGUAAACAAUAGAAAAGAAUCAGAUGAGAAUUUUGUAAUGUAUGGAACAGAUAGUGAUAAUGGAGAUUCUUCCUCAAGUCCACCUGCAGAGAAGAAAAAUAGCAUACUUCAUUACUUAAAAGAUAUUAAAAAAAAUAAAGUGAAAACUAAUUUAGUCACAUAUUUAGAUGAAAAAGAUUUAGGAAAUGAACACUCCUGUUCGAGAGUGUAUUCAAAUGAUCCAACAAAAAAUGAAACAUGUAGAAAAUUUUGUGUUGAUAAUUUCAGUAAGUGUAAAGAUCAUUAUUCUCCGGGUUACUGUUUAACUAAAUUGAGUGAAAACACCAAUGGUUGUUCUUUCUGCUUUGUAUAA